AUGAAAAACGUCUUAGCAACUCCAGGAGGCGUAAUAUCCCCAUCGGCUUUCAGAUUCAUGAGAGCGACAAUAUCACGAUGCAGGUGCGUCUCUGCUCCUGAAGCUCUCCACAACUCGAGCCUCAAGCCGAACCUCACCCGCAUCACCAUGAAGAUUUCGAUUCUUAGUAUUUUGGCGGUGCUCCUCGUCGGCGUUUCCCUGGCGCAGGACAUCGAAUGGAAGACCGAAGAUUGCGACACGGAAGGCGGAUGCGUGGAGAGAGCUGAAGACAUGGAAAGUCCACUCUCGCCGGCCGAGGGAGAGGCCGAGGGCAUGGAUGUCGAGGACCCCCUCAACCUGAUCGACAGAAAGGGCAAGGGCAAAGGCAAGGGCAAGGGCAAGGGCAAAGGCAAGGGCAAAGGCAAGGGCAAAGGCAAAGGCAAGGGCGAAGGCAAAGGCAAGGGCAAGGGCAAGGGCAAGGGCAAGGGCAAAGGCAAGGGCAAGGACAAGGAUGAUGACGAUUGCGACGACACCCCGAAGAAGUGCAGCGACAAGAACGGCGUGUGCAUCCGCCGCAGGCAGUCCUGCGCCGGCAACACGGAGGACUCCGACUGCAAAGGCAACGACCAGACUUGCUGCAUGAAGCACCAGUGCAGCAACACCCCGAGGGAGUGUGAGAGAGACAACGGCAUCUGCAUCAACAGAAUGGACAACUGCGCUGGCAAGACGCAGAAUAAUCUCUGCGAAAACGAGCACUGCACUUGCUGCAAGAAGGACGAGUGCAGCAAAACGCCAUCGCAGUGCUCCAACAAGAGAGGCAAAUGCAUCAACAUCAUGGACUACUGUGACGGGAAGACGGACAGCGACCUCUGCGACAGCAAGAACUGCACGUGCUGCUACCCUUCCAAAUGAGUCAGCACAGCUCUUUCCGUCCCUCCGCUAUUCCUCUUCCUUUCUCCUUUGUCAACUUCACGAUUCUGCUUGCCAUUUCACUGAAUGCCACUGGGGCGAAAGGGUCCUUGCAGUGAUCAGCAGUGUUUGUUGUAGUCAACAUAAGUGCAUAAAGAUGUAACAAAAAUGACUAAGUGUAAUGCAAUGCAGAACCUUUCUUUCUAUUUAGUAUGUUGUCUUUUUUCCAAUUAAAGAAUGUUAUAGCAAU
This is a messenger RNA of Penaeus chinensis, 1138 nucleotides long. Its product is annotated as zinc finger CCCH domain-containing protein 4-like. NCBI's taxonomy places the organism in Eukaryota, Metazoa, Arthropoda, Malacostraca, Decapoda, Penaeidae. The transcript has 5 exons. The record is from RefSeq and is a predicted model, not a curated record. Bases 1 to 891 code for a protein of 296 amino acids.